Paramuricea clavata is the source of this 6113-nucleotide messenger RNA. The record is from the annotation of a GenBank genome assembly. NCBI's taxonomy places the organism in Eukaryota, Metazoa, Cnidaria, Anthozoa, Malacalcyonacea, Plexauridae.
AAUUAAAAACACCUAAAAAAUAGUUCUCAAAUGCCAAGUGCUUUGUUUGUUUGUUUGUUUGUUUGUUUGUUUGUUUUUAUUUAAAAUAAAUAAAACAACAAAAUAUUAUCACGUUCAAAAGAUGUCCUUCAAAACGGCAUUUUUAACUUGCUGUAUAAGGCCGCUGGGUACUUUUCCCGUAUACCACACACAACUAUUAAAAAUCUUCCAAAAUGCGAAUAAAAGUAAGCACAAUUUAGUCUCAGAAAUAAAAAAUAUAGUUGUUUUCUUGUAACGUGCAAUGUUUAUGUCAUAAACUAAUAGGUUUUAUUUACUUUAUUCAAAUGUAUUGCAGUUUUAACACUUGAAAAAACAUGAACAAUAUCAAUGGCGAUUACCCGAUCGGGAAUUGUUACCACUGGUCAUGUGCUGUUUUCCCCGGUGUCAUUUCAAAGGAAGAAAAUUUUCAACAUAUAAAACCAAAUUCGAAGCAAGUUUUUGUCAUUUUGGACAACAACAACAUAUGCAUAAAAAUUACUUCAUUUACAGUUAAAUCGCUAUAAAAUCGAUACCUUCGCUGCGAUUUCGCGAAAGAGAUUUGUAUAUACUGAAGCAAAAGGAGAUAUUAAAAUAGGAAGGUACUAAAUGCGUUGUUUAUAUCGAAUCUAUUAAAUGUUGCUACUUUCAUAUUAAAUAUGGCACAAGAAAGCGACAUUCGGAGAUCACAAGAGUAUCAAAGUUUCAGAUCUACUGUUCCAAAACGAAAGGUAAGAGCUUAUUUCACAGUAUCAUACUAAAUAAUGUGGAAAUUUGUUUACAAUUGUAAAUUAUAUAGGAUUACAGGAUACUAAUAUUUUGACCCAUGUAAUAAGCUGCAAUGCGCCCUAUUUUAAUAUUUUCCUCUGACGCCAGACGACUUUACUCCUCAAGGGAAGAGCACUGGCUUAAUUGUGUGCAGUAUCACACUGUGUGUCCAUGUGUCUUGUUAACCCUUGAGUGACAGUGCUCUCCUGUUGACAAGUAAACUUGUCUGUCAUUAGCAAUGAUCGAUGGGCAUUAAAUAAGUAAAAGAACAGAGUUGUGUCUUAAUGUACCCGACUUUGUUAUUUUGCUCUAUCGAAUGCCUGAUGAUUUUUACUUGUCAAGGGGAAAGUGCUAGCACUCAAGAGGGGGACAGCCCCCCAGACAGUCGGGCAGAUUCUACCAGGGACGCCGGAACAAUGUGAAGGCAAGGGGGGCAGAUUUUCGUGAAAGGGCGCUUUUGAAUUGAUAUAUACUAAGAGAUGUUUGCAAAACAUCGGGAGUUGAACUUCACCUAAUCAUGUUUUCUAUUUAUUGGAUGAUAGGGUUGUGAUGGGGUUCUCCGCCAGGCGAUUGUGCUAUUCUUGAAGCUCGAUGACUGCAUUUCUUGCGUUUUCUGAAGCAAAUUCGUAAAAAAAUCGCACUGACAUUUCUGACAAUUUGCUAUUUUGCCAAGGCAAUCCUUUAAAUUGAAAGGGUACCUUUGCCCCCUUGCCCCUCCUGGUUAAGGGCAACAGGGGUGGCUGCCCCUCCUGCCCCCCAGUUUCGGCAUCCCUGGAUUCUACUUAAAAAAUUGGGCAAUUUGCUAAUUGCUACAGGUCUGCUCACCUUGGCAUAAUGUUCUUAAUGUCAAAGAAACUGAAUGACAGAUUGAAAUUUGUUUCAUUAAAUUCAAUUAAUUGCAUGCAAACAGACCGAAGAUCUUAAAUAAUUAAAUCCCAGAAAUACUUGUUUACUUAUCGUUUUAAUAGGAGAUGUAUUCCUUCUAUGUCCACCUCCCCCCCUAGUUGUUUUCCACCUGUACACGUAUGGGAUUAAUUAACUAGUAGUCACAGGGUGGCUGUUACUGGAUCUUUAGGGAGAACAGUUUAGAGCGACAGAGCCAGCAUGUACCCCAAAUUAUUUGUUGAUCUAUCAUUAGGUUAUUGUCGACCCAUCCUCAGAAAAGAGUUGGACAAUUUAUGAUGCAGGGCCAAGAAAUGUCCGCUGCCCACUGAUAUGUUUGCCGCCAGUGAGCGGAACCGCCGAUGUGUUUUUUAAACAGAUAUUGUCUCUCACCAGCCUGGGUUAUCGAGUUAUUGCAGUAAGUUGAUUCUGGAUUGCAUUUUAAUCCCAGGUGUAAACAACCAUAGACUAAUAUGCAUAUAUUGCAAACAAACGUUUCUCGUUUUCUGUCAUUUGUAGGUGGAAUAUCCAGUGUACUGGACAUAUACUGAAUGGGUUGAAGGGAUGAAAAAGUUGCUUGAUUUCUUGAAAUUGGAUAAGGUACCAUAUUAUAUAUAUAACUAUAAUUUAUCAUCCAUGCACAUAGCUUUGAUAUUUUGGCUGAAUGCCCUAUGUUGAAAUGCAUCAACUAUCUUCCUCGUUAAGUUACUAGGACACAGUUAAUAGCUGAAGAUAUUAACUGAAUGUUACCUUUUUAGGUUCAUUUCUUUGGUGCAUCUCUUGGAGGCUUUCUAGCACAGAAAUUUGCUGAAGCAACCAGCAAAAGCCCAAGAACAUGUUCCAUUGUGUUGUGUAAUUCCUUUGGUGAUACAACUGUUUUUGAACAAACCUCGGUGGCCUAUAUGUAAGUUACUGUAUUUGGUAGAAGCUUUCCCUCAGGGAAAUGAAUUACUGUACCUGGUAAGCUGACGAAGCUGAACAACUCAGCAAAGCAAUGGUGAGAACACAACUAUUAUGUAUAAAUGAAAACAUGUGUUGUUUUUUAUUUUAUUUAGGUACUGGGCAAUGCCUGGAUUUUAUUUAAAAAGAAUGGUGAUGGAAAAUUUCAAUUCGAAAGAAGUCGAUCCUGAUAUUGCGGAUUCAAUUGAUUUUAUGGUGGAAAAUGUUAGUGUAGUUACAAGUUACAAUAUAUUAUUCAAAUUUUCCAAAGUACUUACUGUGGUCCAUGUAAUUGCUUUCUGAAUCUGACAAAAAUUAUAUUUGCAAUUUGCGAAUGGAAAAUCAACUCAUUUAUUCUCUUGUUAUCUAUUUAUUUAUUGGAAUUCUGCUUCUACACUUUUGCUGCGAUUUUCUUCUUCUGAUAGAUAUGAAUGACUUAUAAAUGUUCACAUGAGGGUACAUGUACUCAGAACAUUCAUGACUCAUCUACUCGUUCACAUGGAACUGAAGAAGAAAAUCACACCUAAAAUCACAGCAAAAAUUGCAACUGGACAUUAACCAUUAAGAUGCAUUGUGCCCCAAUGCACCCUACUUUAUUAUUUUUCUCUGCCAGAUGAUUUUACUCUUCAGGCAGAGAGUGCCAGUGCUCAGUGGAUUAAAGUACAAAUCAUAGCUGGCUUAAGUCCAAGCUUUUGUUUAAAACUAGGAUAGUAGUAUAUGAUACUGCCUUUGUACUUCAUGUCAUUUCUUAAUUGCCGCUUAAUGUUUUUAUCUGUUUGUCACAGCUCGACAGCCUAGACCGAAGUUCUCUUGCAUCAAGGCUUACUCUCAACUGUAUGAAUUCAUACAUCGAACCUCAGAAAAUUUCCAACAUACCAAUCACAAUUGUCGAUGUAAGUAAAACCAGUCUUAUGUUUUUGCAACAAUGUCUCGCAAAAUAAAGCCUCAAGUGGAAACUUGCUGUACGAGACUACAUCAAGUUGUGUGUAUGUACUUUUUAAUAAGUUACCAGCUUGUUGGUAAAUUGUCAAAAGUCAUCCACAGUUUUGUUGUGUAUUGUUGUAGGUGUUUGACGAAUGUGCAUUAUCAGAACAAGUCAAAGAUGGUCUGUACAAACUAUAUCCUCAUGCCAGAAGAGCGCAUUUAAAAUCAGGAGGAAACUUUCCAUAUCUGUGUCGAAGUUCUGAAGUCAAUCUUUAUCUACAGGUAAGGGUACUAAUUCAUCUUUCUAACCUUCCCCCUCCCACAACAACACAUCCUCUUUAAUAAGUAUUCACUUGAGACCCUAUAAACGGACCUGAGUGGCAAUACGCCCUGAUGUGCCCUACUUUAUUAUUUUACUCUGUCUAACGCCAGACGAUUUUACUCGUCAAUUGGAGGAUGCUGCCACUCAGCGGGUUAAUUACAUCUUUUAAAUCGGCCAGCCUCUGCAACUUGUUUCAACUCAAACUUUAUCACGAUUCAGAACACCUCAUUUGAAUCCGCAUAUCAGACUAUUAAUUGCCUUAUAACACAGGUUAUUUUAUUGAUUUGUUCAUUCAAUUUACCCUUUAUCCAUUUAGAUCCACUUGCGUCAAUUUGCUCGCACGCGCUACUCUGCUCUGGACCCGGAUGUCGCGGCUGACGAGGAAUUGGUGUUUGUUAUGAACGACCCGACCACUUCGAAAACUGAUUCAUUUGACGAAGAAAAUUAAUAAACGAAAACUUUUCUACAUUGCGUUAAGUGGUCCAGGGAAUGAACGUUCACUGUACGAUUGUCUGGUGUGAUAAAGCCGUUGACGUAAUAGAGGCAUGCUUUAAACACUCUGAGGCCUGUUAUACGAAGGCUCAGAUAGCGCGAUCCACUUGGUAGUGAUUUUUUUCAAGUGCGUUUUAAAACUGUCCAUUGAUUGCUGAAAACCCAGAUUAAACUUUAGUAUUUAUAAAUUGAAGGUUUCUCUUUUAUUCGAGGUUCAUGACCGUACUAUUAUAGCUCUGAAAGUAAUUUUACAACGGUUCAAAAAAUCACUAUCCAGAGCCGGUUGUAUUAAAAAGUAGUUAAAGUUAACUAUCGAGACUUUUUGCAGCGCUGCAUCGGAAUCGUAGGGCAGCAGGUUCGAUUCCUGCUAGGGACCUAAAGUUGCAUUUUUCGCUAUAUAAAUUUCCACUCGACAAUUUCCGUCUACAAUCCCAUCAAAUGUUAACGUUACCUAUACACUUAAGCCCCGUUUACACUACGCUCAAUUUUUGGUACGGCACGGAUAAAAUUGGUACCCGUACCACUUUUUUGGUUCUUGGACUACCUAUUCAGGUAGUCCAAGAACCAAAAAGUGGUAUGGUACCAAAAAUUGAGCGUAGUGUAAACGGGGCUUAGCUAAAUAGGUAGACCAAGAACCAAAAAAGUGGUACGGGUACCAAUUUUAUCCGUGCCGUACCAAAAAUUGAGCGUAGUGUAAACGGGGCUUUAGUACAAAAUUUGAGAGUUCGCGAAUUUGAGAGUUAACCACUAUUUAACUACAAAACGGAUAGUUAAAAAGUAGUACAGCCUUUUCAAUACAACUGGCCCCACUGAUCUAGAAAUAUAGAACCUAUAUUUCUAGAUCAGUGAACUGGCCCCCAGUGGAUAGCGCUAUUCGAAUAUCGACCUUCGCACAACCGGCUCCAGGUUGGGUUAAAUAUAUGGUAACCAGUUAGCUGGUCGUAUAUAUCACUACUUCUUAGCAUAGAAUGGUUAAUUCAAGCAUGACGUCCUGGUAAUCAGGAAUCUAAUGAUUGCGAUUGUUCCAAACAAGCCAUGGUCACCAAUGUCAAAUAUUCUGGGGACCGGUUGUUCAAAGCUGGAUCAGCGUUAGCCAUGAGUGUUAAAACUUCCGUUCAUUUGAAAAUUUCUACUAUUAAACCAAACAAGAUUUCUAGAACAAUGUUUCCAAGUCUAUAAAAAAACUGCUAGAAGAUUUGCUUUAAUCAAUGGCCUAGAAUUCAGCUAAUCGGCUUUCGAACUACCGGUCUACUCGGGGCCGUACGCAGCGCUGGUAGAGGCAACAGGGGCGUCUGUCCCCUCCCCCACCCCCAAGGAAAUUUAACUUACUAAUUUUAUAAUGUUAUUAACAUUAUUAAGCCAAGUGGCGCUUAUAAUCUUUGUGAAUCAGAAUUUAUGGUUCUGUAUGUGAGGCCAUAAGCAUGCAUCUAGCUGACGACUUUGAAUGCAUCGACAUUUGGAUACUUAUUUCAGCAUAUACGUAUCACUAACCCCCUGGUGAAAAAUCCUGCGUACGGCCCAAUCAUUAAUUAUAGACGUAUUGACUCUAUCCAUAGAAAUAAUAGAUAUCUAUUAUGUGUACGAGUCAUAUUGUAUGGCACACUUUCCAUGGCUCACUGUGACAUUGGAACCAGUUUUAAUAUACGUGAAUUUUAAGCAUAAUUCGCUUAAGCCAAAUUUUCAACUUUUUGUAAUGAUGGUCAAAAUAGCAGUGCAUAUAACAUUGACGUGCACAGCAUUAAUGAAAUUUUUAAUGUUAUUAUAAAUCUCA